AUGAUUUUCCCGUCAUCAUCGUCAUUAAAAUUACUUUCUUUAUUGUCUCCUCAUAGAAUAAUUUAUCGUCGUUCAUGUACUUUUAGUAGUAGAAGCAAUAAAAUAGACACUUUUGGUUUCAAUAUAAAUAAUAAAAUAAAGUGUCAAUUUCCACAUUCUCCAUUAUUACUCUUAUUACCUCAAAAAAAAAUGAAUAACAACUUGUUUUCAACAACUUCUAAUGCUGAAGUGAGAGAACCACUUUUACCUUAUAUCAAUGAUAAUAAUAAUAAUUCCUCAUUAAUAACUUCAAGAAGAAAGUUCAGUACUAGUAGUAAUAAUAGCAACGAUGAUACUUCUCCAACCAGUGAGGAAUUGAAACGUUGGAGUUGGGUUUGGUGGAAAGAAUGGACUAUUAUUUUUAUCGUUUUCGGAAUUACUGGGUCAACUACUGUUAGGCUCGUUCGGCCCCUAUUAAAUAAUGUUCUUGGUAUUGAAGAAGGUCCAUGGUCAUAUAGAUUUUCUUAUUUAAGUAUUACACUUCCAUUAUACUCAAUAAUUCUUAUUUGUGUAGGUACAUUAUUUCGAAGACAACAAUAUUUUAAAAAAAUUGUAUUUAGAAUGUAUGGAAGGUUUAUUCCAAAUAAAUUAGUUAAUAGAAUUAGUAAUAAAGUUGGUAAUAGGAAUGGUACUAGUAGUACUAAGAGAAAUUCAGAUGAAAAUUUAUAA
This is a messenger RNA of Diversispora eburnea, 708 nucleotides long. NCBI's taxonomy places the organism in Eukaryota, Fungi, Glomeromycota, Glomeromycetes, Diversisporales, Diversisporaceae. The record is from the annotation of a GenBank genome assembly.